Molecule: messenger RNA, 1419 nt
Organism: Spea bombifrons (plains spadefoot toad)
Lineage: Eukaryota; Metazoa; Chordata; Amphibia; Anura; Pelobatidae
Gene: KIN
Product: Kin17 DNA and RNA binding protein
Exons: 13
Coding region: 38-1204 (388 amino acids)
Biological process (GO): DNA damage response; DNA replication
Cellular component (GO): nucleus
Molecular function (GO): double-stranded DNA binding
Source: RefSeq, a predicted model, not a curated record
CGACUGAGGGCCGGUGAGGAGCUGUGGGGUGUUCAUCAUGGGGAAGGCGGAUUUUCUCACUCCCAAGGCGAUCGCUAAUCGUAUCAAGUCCAAAGGGCUCCAGAAGUUGCGAUGGUACUGUCAGAUGUGUCAGAAGCAGUGCCGGGACGAGAAUGGCUUCAAGUGUCACUGUAUGUCAGAGUCCCAUCAGAGACAGCUGCUGCUUGCUUCUGAAAAUCCCCAGCAAUUUAUGGAUUAUUUUUCCGACGAGUUUCGUACAGAAUUUCUCGAACUGCUUAGAAGACGAUUCGGUACCAAAAGGGUUCACAAUAAUAUUGUCUACAAUGAAUACAUCAGUCACCGAGAGCAUGUACACAUGAACUCUACUCAAUGGGAGACGUUGACGGACUUCACAAAAUGGCUGGGCAGAGAAGGUUUCUGUAAAGUGGAUGAGACACCAAAAGGCUGGUAUAUCCAGUACAUUGACAGAGACCCGGAAACAAUCCGCAGGCAACAGGAGCUGGAGAAAAAGAAGAAGCAAGAUCUGGACGACGAGGAGAAGACUGCAAAGUUUAUAGAGGAGCAAGUUAAAAGAGGCAUGAAAGAGACAGAACAGGAAGCCCCUGUCUAUACAGAAUUGACUAGAGAAAGCGAAGAAGAGAAAGUUGCCUUUAAUUUGAACAUAGGAGCGAGUACUUCUGGCACAUCAACUUCUAAGUCAAGCUCUCUUGUGGCCAAUGCGCUGAAGUCUGCUGCAACAGCAUCUGUGAAACGGAAAGACACUUCCCAAAGCCAGGGCUCCGAGAAGAAGAAGAAAUGCGCCUUGGAUGAAAUCAUGGAGAUGGAAGAAAAAAAGAAAAAAACUGAACGAACGGAUAAUUGGCUACAACCAGAAAUCGUGGUAAAAAUUGUAACAAAGAGGCUGGGAGAUAAAUAUCACAAGAAAAAAGCUAUAGUUCAGGAGGUGAUUAACAAAUAUACAGCCAUUGUAAAACUUAUUGAUUCAGGGGAUAGACUUAAAUUGGAUCAGACCCACGUGGAAACUGUUAUUCCUGCACCAGGAAAAAGACUUCUUGUUUUAAAUGGAGGUUAUAAGGGCAAUUUUGGUGUCUUGGAUUCCAUCGAUGAGAAGAGCUUUUCCGCUACAAUAGUAAUAGAUUCCGGUCCGUUAAAAGGACGAAAGGUAGAAGGCAUGCCAUAUGAAGACAUUUCUAAGGUGCCAUGAUUGUGGUGGUCCAAUGGACAGUUUCCUACUAGAAACAUACAAACUCUACUGUGUCAGGGUUUUAAUACACAUUGUAAAUGUUUUAAGAUGGCUGAAGUAAUGAAAAUUUGUUUCCUGAUUUGUUUCUAAAGCUUUCAAUGAUUUUUUUACCGAUCUUUUAUUUCAGCCAUGUUGUGAUAUAUUGUCUAAUAAAAAAAAAAUACUUUUUUAAAAAA